AUGGGCUUGGACGGCGGAACAGAAGGUGUCAUGCCUCCCGCUGGGGGCUGCUCUUCACAGAACGUUCAGCGUGCUGCGGGGCGAGAGCAGCUGGUGCGUGCUCUCGACGAGUCACAGCAGGUGGCCGUCUGCGAGGACCCCUCGGUGCCGCUUUUAAUUCUUGCCGGUGCUGGCAGCGGCAAGACGCUGACGAUGGCAAGCCGCAUCGCGUACAUCAUUCACUCUGGGGUGGCGCCGGAACACAUUUUAGGUCUUUGCUUCUCGCGGCAAGCUGCGGAGGCGCUGCGAGAGCGCGUGGCCGCCGUGCUGCCGCCCCCUCUGGCGACGCAGGUGCAGCGGAUGAAGCUGAAGACCUUUCACGCAUUUGGGCUGGAGUGCCUGCGGCGGCACGGUGGCAUUGACUUAGCCACGGAGGUGUACGACGCACGACGGCAGCGGGAACUUGCAGCUGCCGUGGUAGAGGCCCACGCCGCCCACCACAAGGGCCUCGAGGCUGUCCUUGCGCUUGUUGAGUACGUGAACAAGGCUAAGACGAAGAAGGAGAUGCGUGCCGGCACAGAACUUGAUCCCUCGCGACAGGCGGCGUACCUUUUUCGCUUCUACCAGACGAUGCUCCAUGAGCAGCACCACGCCGUUGACUUUGGCGACCUGGAACAGAUGUUCCUUGAGGCGCUGCGGCCGUUGAAGCAGCAGGAGCCGCCGUCGGAGGUGGAGCGGGGCGGUGACAGCAACAGCAACAGCACAACGAGUAUCGCCCCGCCACCGCGGCUGCCCUCGCCGGUAGCACUGCAGCUGCGGGCCCAAUACACGCACAUCGUUGUGGACGAGUUUCAGGACCUGAACGAGGUGCAGCUGGAGUGCCUCGCCUUGCUCGCUGGAGACGCGUGCCGCGUGACAUGUGUGGGGGACCCGAACCAAUGCAUCUACACCUGGCGCGGGGCAACAACGAAUACUUUUGAGCGCUGGCGGAGCCGUUUUCCGCACACCAAACUUGUUAGGCUAGACACGAACUACCGCAGCUCCGCGGAGAUCGUGAGCGCCGUCAACGAGCUCACGCAGUUGUCGCAGCAGAGCUUUAAGGGGCAGUGCGGGCGCCGCAUCAUCCUCGUGCGGUGCCCGCACGCCUACGAGCAGAUGCUGCUCCUGCCGCGCGUAGUGGAGUUGUUGCGCACACGGGAUCGCGGCCUGCAGUACGGCGAUAUUGCCAUUCUCUGUCGCACACGGCGCACGGUGCGUGACGUGGUCGCGGCGCUGGAGCAAGAUCAUCUUCCCGUGUGUGAACCAUGUCUGAGCAGACCCAACUCUAUCGCCCUGGUCCGCGCCAUCCUCUCGUACCUGCGCCUCUGCGUACACCCGCACUCUAACCUUGACGUGGAGUGUGUGAUACGCGAUGCGCCCAAUCACUUUGCGGCGGCCGCUGCAACAAAAUUUAUUUUUGCACUGCAGGCUGAGUGCAUGCAGCGACGGCGCGAGUUAAGCGCGGCGACGCUACAGUGUGAGGACAGCCACGCGGCGUACUCCUACUACACCAUUCUUCGAGAGUUGGUACACAACGGCUUUGUCUACGUGCAUGAACGUCUUCGGACGACGAAGCCGCAGCAAAAGUUCCUUCGCACUUUUAUUGAGGUCACCACGGCCGCCCACGACUCGCUGGGACGGAACUACUGUGACAUUGAGGAGGUAGUGAGGAGUGUUGCGGAGCGAGCGGGUUUUGACGGUGGUGGUGCCACCGGCGUACGCAUCCGGCGCUGCGCGGUUGGCGGUAGGAAGCGUCAACGUUCGCCCCCACGAUGGCGGCAUUCCGCCGUGGUGUGGGACGACGUCAUGGGCGACGCUGAUGACGAGGCCGCGGCGAUGGAGGCUGAGGGAGCCGCGAUGUCUAUUUCGCAGGUUCUCAUUGAGGCGUGUCGCACAGUGCAGCAGCAGGCGUUAACGGAGCAGCAGGCAGCCAGUGGCCAUGAGCCGCAGAGCGGCGACACAGACGUGGGGGCGGCGGUGGCCGUCGUCAAGGCGGAAUUUAAAGUGAGGAAUGACACCUACACUCUGCUGCAGCGUGUGAUUGACGAGUUUCUGGCGCUGCUUCCGACAGACGACUUUGGCCCGCUAAAGGGCGGCGGUGUGAAGACGGAGCCAACGUCUGGCGCCGCCGUCACAGUGACAACGGUGCAUCAGGCGAAAGGGAAGGAGUGGCUCUCUGUCAUUGUGCCAUGCUGCUAUGAAGGCGAAUUCCCCAUUGACGCGAGGAGCGCGGAGGAGAGGCGGGUCUUUUACGUGGCCAUGAGUCGAGCAAAGCGGGAUCUGGUGCUUAUGACAGCAGAACGUGGGCCGCCCACCACACGCAGCUACGAGAAUGGGAGUGGUGCUUCGGACUGUGAGGAGCAACCGCUACAACUCACGCCCUACCUGCGUUCCCUGCUGCCGCUCAUGGAAACACUACCCAUGACGUGCCAGGAACCGAUGAGGGGAGAACCGUAG
This is a messenger RNA of Trypanosoma rangeli, 2475 nucleotides long. Its product is annotated as putative ATP-dependent DNA helicase. Bases 1 to 2475 code for a protein of 824 amino acids. The transcript has a single exon. Gene Ontology annotation, biological process: recombinational repair. Gene Ontology annotation, cellular component: nucleus. Gene Ontology annotation, molecular function: 3'-5' DNA helicase activity; hydrolase activity; ATP binding. The record is from RefSeq and is a predicted model, not a curated record. Lineage: Eukaryota; Euglenozoa; Kinetoplastea; Trypanosomatida; Trypanosomatidae.